UGUCUUCUUCGAAUUGAAGCAAUGCCGACGCCGCCAUAGCCAAACCCUCAACACAAAACCCCUCAAUUCUACCGAGCCAUAUAGCUUCUUCUCCUUGUCCCUUGUCGCCUCAUUAUAAUAUUCUUCACUCUUUUUUAUCUGAAUCUAUCAAUGGAGGAACCCACUUCUAUUUCUGAUUCUGGCGCUACCAUAACCUACAACACCGUCUUCGUUGACACCAGCCUCGAUACCCACUUGGCCAUGAUUGUCUCUGGUUCCGACACUGUUUCGGAUCUCAAAAAGAGAAUACUGCACGAACACCCAUUGUGUUUUCCUAAAAUUGGUGGGAUAAAAAUUCAUGCUUUAAAGGUAAAACGUAAAGGACACUUUUAUCAUUUAUCAGAUUCCAUGUUUGUAAAAAGUGCUUUCGAUGGAGUCAGCAAAAGCUGGUUUCUUUCUGUUGAUGCUUCAAUUCUAGAGGAGCAGAGUGAAAAACAGCAUGCUGGGAUAUCCAAGUUUGGAGACCUAGUUGCCUCUUGUGGCAUCACAGGUAAUCCUACAGCUGAUGGGGUUGCUCUUCUGGCUGAUGCAUCUGCUAGAAGGUUGCCCAGUACCGAUGAGUCGACAUUGACACAUGUUCACAGAGACCAGAAUGCUAAACAGAAACCUUCUACUCAGAUUACUUGCAACAUCUUGGCUACUUUGAAUGAAGGGAACACGUCAGCUCAUGUAACCAAUGAAGAUGAAUCACAGCAAGACAUGGUCCUGGUUAACUCGGUCACUGAAGGUGGAGAUACAGUAUUUACUCAUGAUAUACAAAUGGGAAUCAAAUAUAAUGCUGAUGAACGUUGCAGGAUUUCAGCUUGUGACAUCAAACAGAAAUCAGGGAGGGAGCUGCUGAUGAAUGAUGUUCUCUGUGAGGGAACUGCAGUUUUAGCAAAGAAUUUUGAGUGUGAAACAUAUAAUUCUAAGAAUGUUGAUGUUAAUGCAAAGUGUAAUACAUCAUUGGAGGAACCUUCAACCAGGCUUGCUGCAAGUAAAAAGCAGAAGACUGUGAGGAAAGAUGACAUGGAAAAUUCUUCUAUAGAAAAGAGGCUUCUGGAAUGUGAUUCUACUAGAGAGACCUUCAUGCAAGACAUAACAAUUUCUCAGUGCUCUUUUGGGGACAAACAAAAUGGUACAAAUGCUUCCUUGGAUCAUUUAUCUUUGGAAACGUUGAAGGAUAACCAUUUAUUGACAACCGAUGCAAGCACUGGAAAGAAGAAAAGGAAAAAGAAAUCAUCAAAAUUGAUUAAUCAAGUUCUUGCUGCAGUUCCUUCUUCUGUACAAGAUGAGAGGAUGGAGAACCCUGGGGACACAGUGGGAGUUCAUCAGAGGAAUUUGGAAGGUGAGCAUAAUGCAGCAGUUCUUCCUGCACAAAAUGUCCAUGAUGAGAUGAUUUCUGAACCACACACAGUGCUUUUGAAGAAAAUUCUUGGUGUUCCCCUGCAAGAAGAGGGGGGAAACAAUGAAUUACCUUGUUCAUUGGAUGCUACUAUUAGUGCCAAAGGUGUUGGCAAUGUUGAAACCAAAAACGUUUCACCUGAAUUAACAAUUUCAUCUGCAGCAAAACAAAUGAGCAUUUCGGAGGAUCACCAUGUCAGUGAAGAAGAAGGCAAUCCUCCUCUCACUGUCCAGGAUAAUGGUCUCAAUAAGAAUACAGGGGUCACCAAAUACGAGAAUGCUACUGUUCAUGAUUGUCAGAAAUUUGGACGUGAUCAGACUGGCAGAGUUGCAGAAGGAAAACAAUUGUCUCAAAGUAAAGAUUCAGAGGCAAUGCCCCUAGUAAAGGGAACCCCUUCAGGCAGGGAUGAAUUAAGUUCAGAGGCUAAUGGAAAUGUGGACCCUGAUACCAUUGUAAAUAUGGAACCUGCAAAAUCUUUAAAGAAAAAAAGGAAAUCCAAAAAGUCUCAGGAUCAUGCUUCAUCAGUUACUGAGCAUAAAACAGGCUCUGGCCUUGGCAUUUCUUCAACCAAGCCUCAUGAGACCAUUAAUAGAGAUCAUUCAAGUGAUAAAUCCAAGGAGGAAAACCUCAUGUCCCCAAUCAAGGGGAAAGAAAUACCAAAAAGGACAACAGUGAAUGAUUCUGUUUUGGCUAAUUAUAGGGAAGCUGAUAAUGUGAUCCGAAAUGUGUUGGAAUCCUUGAAGGAUGUCAGCGAAAUUCCAAUGAAUGCAGAAAAUAAGGAUGAGAAAUCAAGAAAGAGAACCAAGCGAAAACGAAAUUCUGCUUCUAAGAACCUACCAGAAUUGCCGGAAGAAGAUGAAAAUGUCAGUUGUAAAAAUGUGACACUGUCAACUGAUGGAUUUAGGGAUGCAGAGGUGGAUGCAUCAUCCAAACUGACAAAGAAGAGAUGCUUGGUGAAGACAAGCUCUGAAAACAAGCUAAAUGGAUCAAACCCAGAAUCUGAGAAUAAUGCUGGGGUUGAAAUGAGUCCUCUUCAAGAUCAGAGUGGUAAUUUCCCUAAAAGUGACUGUUCAAAUGAAGCUGAUAAUAAAAUGGAAGUAUCCUUUGAUAGUGAUAGGACUACUGUUAAUGUCAAUGUUGUGCCCAACCAACAACAGCAUACAAUUGAUGUUUCUCACAAUGUGCCUGUUGAAAAGGUGACAGAAACAAAAGGAGCAGUUAAAGAGGUAAAGGCCAGCAAAAAGAAGAAAAAGCUUGAUGUACACUCUAAUGGCCCCUCACCUGAUUUACAAAAUGCACUGAAGUUGAAUGAGAAGCAGAGCAGUGGAGGGAAAGUUCAAGCUGCUGACUCUAGCAGUUUUGAUUCCCAGAGAUCAUUUUCAAAGUUUGAGGGUGAUAAACGGGAUCUUCUUCCUAAAACGAAACUAGCAAGAGUUUCUGGAAUUGAGGCUAAAGCUCAUGUGUCUAAUAAAUCUGAUAAAUUAUCCAAAAAUCAGGAAGCUAGAAGGCCCAAUGCUGUCCAUGGUUCUUCAACCCAUAGCCGUACAGAUAAAAGCAGACAAAACGUUGCUGCAUCAAACUCUAGCUUGGAGAGUUCAAAAAACGUACUUCCUGAAGGUAAAAGGGAUAAUAGGCAUCAAUCUCAUUCGGAUUUUAGACAUGUUUCCAGUAAAUACUAUGAUGGGGAAGUAGUGAAUAGAACACAACGUAAGAAGAGCUUGUUGGCUACAUCAGGCUCAAUUUUUAAGGAAGAUGGUUGUGAGAAUUCAGAUGAUGACAAUGGGGUAGAUCAUUCAGAUACCAGCACCAGAACUCCAUCUGAUAAUUCUUUGUCAUCUGACUAUUCAGAUGGGGAUAGCAGUGCGCAACAGAAGGGAACUUAUGUUUCAAAAAGGAAAGAAAGCGGUGGAGGAGACAUUACAAAAUCAUACUCUAGUGGAACCUUGGAAAAAAUCCUUAGAAGCUCAAACAGAUACAAGGCUGCCAAGCUAAAUGCUUCUCAGUUGCAAAUGCAGGAAACCGAUAGCCAGCCUCUCGAAUUUGUUCCAGAUAGCCAGGCAGACCAAUAGUCACCUCCUCCUGCUUGUUGGUUUUUUUCACUUUUAUCCCACGAGAGUCUAUGCUUGCAGAGAUCUCUCCUGUUUGAGAUUUUAAAAAUGAAUUGCAUUCAAUCUGAGCCAUGUUUUCCUAAUCCUUUUCUAUUUCCUUGCAUAGUUAAGUUUAUGGGCUGAGCUCUUCACUAAGAGAAAAAUUAUUGUGGAUGGCUUGUUUUUGUAUCCUGUGAAACUUCCACAGUGGUAGAAAUGCAAUUUGCAGCACAUUAGUUGAUAA
Mangifera indica (mango) is the source of this 3754-nucleotide messenger RNA. RefSeq lists its product as uncharacterized. The record is from RefSeq and is a predicted model, not a curated record. NCBI's taxonomy places the organism in Eukaryota, Viridiplantae, Streptophyta, Magnoliopsida, Sapindales, Anacardiaceae. The coding region runs from base 151 to 3492 and encodes 1113 amino acids. The transcript is spliced from 6 exons.